AUGGCAUUCAGAGCCCGGGGCUGGAGGCCUCCGCCGCCGCCGCUCCUGCUGCUCCUGCUCUGGGUGACCGGGCAGGCGGCGCCCGUGGCGGGCCUGGGCCUCGACACGGAGCUGCAGAUCGAGCGGCGCUUCGUGCCGGACGAGUGCCCGCGCACCGUGCGCAGUGGCGACUUCGUGCGCUACCACUACGUGGGGACAUUCCCCGACGGCCAGAAGUUCGACUCCAGCUAUGACAGAGACUCUACUUUCAACGUGUUUGUGGGAAAAGGACAACUGAUUGCAGGGAUGGACCAAGCUCUGGUUGGGAUGUGUGUAAAUGAGAGGCGCUUUGUGAAGAUCCCCCCAAAGCUUGCCUACGGAAGUGAAGGAGUUUCUGGUGUGAUCCCCCCAGAUUCAGUUCUUCAUUUUGAUGUACUUCUAAUGGAUAUUUGGAAUUCUGAAGAUCAAGUUCAGAUUCACACUUACUUCACACCCCCCAGUUGCCCUCGGACCAUCCAGGUGUCUGAUUUUGUAAGGUACCACUACAAUGGAACGUUCUUGGAUGGGACACUGUUUGAUUCAAGUCAUAAUCGCAUGAAAACAUAUGACACAUAUGUGGGCAUUGGCUGGUUGAUUCCUGGAAUGGAUAAAGGGCUGUUGGGGAUGUGUGUGGGGGAAAAGCGCAUCAUCACCAUACCUCCUUUCCUGGCCUAUGGAGAAGAUGGAGAUGGGAAAGACAUUCCUGGACAGGCAUCUCUGGUGUUUGACGUUGCGUUGUUGGACCUCCAUAACCCCAAGGAUGGCAUUUCCAUUGAAAACAAGGUAGUGCCUGAAAACUGUGAGCGGCGAAGUCAAAGUGGGGACUUUCUCAGGUAUCAUUACAAUGGCACGCUUCUGGAUGGCACCUUCUUUGAUUCCAGCUACUCGCGGAACCGCACUUUUGACACAUACAUUGGGCAGGGCUACGUGAUUGCUGGCAUGGAUGAAGGUUUACUUGGUGUUUGCAUCGGAGAGAAGCGGAGGAUUGUGGUUCCCCCUCACCUCGGCUAUGGAGAGGAAGGAAGAGGGAAUAUCCCUGGCUCGGCUGUGCUGGUGUUUGACAUCCAUGUGAUUGACUUCCACAACCCUUCAGACUCCAUCAGCAUCACCUCCCACUACAAGCCCCCGGACUGCUCAGUGCUGAGUAAGAAGGGGGAUUACCUCAAGUAUCACUACAAUGCCUCCCUUCUGGAUGGGACUCUGCUGGAUUCCACGUGGAAUUUAGGCAAAACAUAUAAUAUUGUUUUGGGAUCUGGACAAGUUGUGUUGGGAAUGGAUAUGGGUCUCCGAGAGAUGUGUGUUGGAGAGAAACGGACAGUGAUCAUCCCACCCCACCUGGGCUAUGGGGAGGCUGGCGUGGAUGGAGAAGUACCUGGCAGUGCCGUCUUGGUGUUUGACAUUGAGCUGCUGGAGCUCGUGGCGGGUCUGCCUGAGGGGUACAUGUUCAUAUGGAAUGGCGAGGUGUCACCCAACCUGUUCGAAGAAAUCGACAAGGAUGGUGAUGGAGAAGUCCUCCUCGAAGAGUUCUCAGAAUACAUUCAUGCCCAGGUGGCAUCUGGCAAAGGGAAACUCGCUCCUGGUUUUGAUGCUGAGAUGAUUGUGAAGAAUAUGUUCACCAACCAGGACCGGAAUGGAGAUGGGAAGGUCACGGCAGAGGAAUUCAAACUCAAAGACCAGGAGGCUAAACAUGAUGAACUCUAA
Messenger RNA from Puma concolor (puma), 1719 nucleotides. It is a transcript of the gene FKBP9, whose product is annotated as FKBP prolyl isomerase 9. Gene Ontology annotation, molecular function: calcium ion binding; peptidyl-prolyl cis-trans isomerase activity. The record is from RefSeq and is a predicted model, not a curated record. Lineage: Eukaryota; Metazoa; Chordata; Mammalia; Carnivora; Felidae. Gene Ontology annotation, cellular component: endoplasmic reticulum.